Amoebophrya sp. A25 is the source of this 1685-nucleotide messenger RNA. NCBI's taxonomy places the organism in Eukaryota, Dinophyceae, Syndiniales, Amoebophryaceae. The record is from the annotation of a GenBank genome assembly.
CAAAAUACUCUCGCCACAGUAAAAAAAUUUGCCUCCCAGUACAGAACUUUUGUCACAGUAGAAAGAAUUAUCGCCACUGUAAAAAAAAAGCUGGCCACCGUAACAACGAGACUCGUCACAGUAAAAAAAACUCUCGUCACAGGACCCGGCACAACUCCCACAACUUCGGCGCAACUUCCACAACCCAGGCACAACCUCCGCGCCUAUUGAGUAAUAAAGUUCAGCCUUUUCGUAGAUGUUUGGUCUUGUUAACGCAACUAAUAGAUCCUCACUCCUGUAUCUAUCGCUGCGUAAAGACCGCGUGAAAGUCAGCUAAGAAUUAUGAUCGAUUGAGUCAUGUUUUGCCACCGUCACUCUUGAGCUGCCGUGACAAAAUGUACAGAAUGAAUCACACGGAAGCCAUAUUUCAUAUUGCAUAUCUACUUUUCCAUUCUCGAUAAAAACAACUUCGAUCACAGAAAUGAAUCAGUUCGCAAAACAGAAGAUUAGGUCAUAGCUUCUUGAAUUGCAAAGAGCCUCCUAAGUAUUUGAAAUUAGCAUAGUCCUCCAUGAUGAUUGUUGUCGUGUAAAGUGUGCGCGCAGGUGCUGUGGCGCGUUCGUGUGUGUUAUAAAGGCAAUUUAUAAAUAAAAGUUUUCGUCUGACGGUGAUUGCGACACAUCAAGCCACGCAUCUCCAGACAACGAACUCAUUCCUUCUAAUCGUGCGCUCUGGCAACUAUGUCUGUCUCUUUACUAGGCAGGCCAGAACCUAACCCAAAAAGAAAGCAAGAAAAUUAACAUGAGGCACCUGUUGAACAAAUUCAAAUCUUCUGUUAGAAUACUUUGCAGUGAAAUAAAAGAUAUCUCGCGAAAACGAAGCCAAACGGGCAAAAUACCAGAAGCGAAACGAAGCCCCAAGGGCAAAAAUACCAGAGGAAGCAAGAAGACCAGUAUGAUUCCGUAUCCGGUGAAAGGUUAGCGACUCUUCGUGCGCCGACUUACCCUAAAGCGUUUCUUUGGAUCUAAUUAAUUUAGUGGCUCCGCUUUUUGCGCCGUGACUUCACCCAUGCCCCACGCAUAUGAAUGAUCACUAACUUCAGCUGAGGCCUGACCACCGAUCUAGCGCGUCACGUGUUCGAUCCACCGGGUUUGGCCUUGAUCGCUCGGGGUAGAUCAGAUAGAGUCCGCCAUGAUUGCUAUAUAAACGCAGUAGGGUCGUCCAAAACGAUUGCCGUCGUGCUUAAUCGUUUGCGCAAUUUUAGGUGCCUGGCCGUCGUGCUCGGGUAAUUAAAUGGUUUAGCUGCGAGAAAUGUACCUAGGUAACAAAAAAGAUCUCGGGGAGGCCACCCAGGUACCAAAAAAAAGGACACUGAGUGAGUGAAGGAAUGAAUGAAAUAAGAAAUAUCAAUGCAUAAUGUAAACCUAAAAAUCACUUGUGUGGAUAGGCAUACUAAAGAGGAACAUGAUCCAACUAUCAGAGGUACCGUGCAUGUUGGCGGUAUUUUCCUACAGCUUCAACACUUCUUAAUGCAAUAACUUUUCCAUGUUGACGACCGUUAUCGCUAUGAUUUGAGACUAUGUAUUGGAGCUUCCAAAAAUCGCAAGCAAGAACAAAGAGAUCAUUGUAUUUCCAAUCACGCUGAGUUGUGCUUUGUGACAAGGUAUUAGAACAUUCUUUGAAGCUGGAGGAUCCUCCAAGUCGGCAU